Molecule: messenger RNA, 1309 nt
Organism: Culicoides brevitarsis
Lineage: Eukaryota; Metazoa; Arthropoda; Insecta; Diptera; Ceratopogonidae
Gene: Vps36
Product: vacuolar protein-sorting-associated protein 36
Exons: 2
Coding region: 68-1261 (397 amino acids)
Biological process (GO): protein transport to vacuole involved in ubiquitin-dependent protein catabolic process via the multivesicular body sorting pathway
Cellular component (GO): ESCRT II complex; late endosome membrane
Molecular function (GO): ubiquitin binding; phosphatidylinositol-3-phosphate binding
Source: RefSeq, a predicted model, not a curated record
GUAAACAUCACUGCGAAUCCUCAAAAAUCCCUUUAAUUCUUCCUUUUUUAGACAUUUUCUUGCUCAAAUGAACCGUUUUGAGUACUUGCCAGCUCAACUGAAGGAAGGAGAAAUAUUUGUAGCACGAGACACAGUCGUGAGAAUUUACGAUGGGCACGAAAAAUGUGGCUUCGACGAAGGCGACAUAAUCCUUACGACGCAUCGCAUUAUUUGGGGAAAAGUACUCGAUAUCGCUCACGGCGUCAACACAAUUUCCCUACAGCAUCGCUACAUCAACUCAUUCGACGAAGAAACAGCAAGUUCCGGGUUUUUCGGCCGUAAAAAACGAAUUAUCAUCAAUUUACAUCCGCCGGCGAGCGAUAAAGUGCCGGGACCACGUGAUCACAGUUGUGCCUCUUUCAUCAAACUCUCCGGGAAAGAUGGGCUUGAUCCGAAUUUCGUGCAAUCCUUGUACGAGACUGUCAAUUCUCGCGUGUGGGAAGUUGUUGCGAUCGACGAAGUUAGUUACACGCCGAGCGAAGAGGCCCAAAGGGAAGGCGAACCUGUGCGACGGAUAAAAUUGCGCACGGGAAUUGUGGGCAUCGAACGUGGCUUGCAGGAAAAACAAAAACAACAAGAUCAAAACAUCUCGUUGGCAUUUCAGGACUUGAACAAACUCAUGACGAUGGCAAAAGACAUGGUUGGCAUCUCGAAAAUUAUCAGUGCGAAGAUCCGCGAGAAGCAAGGUGACAUUUCCGAAGACGAGACAAUUCGUUUUAAAUCUUAUUUGAUGAGUUUGGGCGUCGAUGAUCCCGUGACGCGAGAUUCGGUGCAAAGUGACUCGGAAUAUCUCAAGCGAUUGGCGCAACAAAUUUGCGAAAUGCUCCUGGAUCCGAUUACCGAAGCUGGCGGCAUGAUGUCGAUGGCAGAUGUGUAUUGUCGGGUGAAUCGAGCGCGUGGAUUGGAACUUUUGUCGCCCGAAGACUUGCUGAAUGCGUGUAAAAUUAUGUCGGGACCCGUGAAAUUGCGAACUUUUCCGAGUGGAUCGAUGGUUUUGCAGUUGGAUAGUCACGACGAUGAAUUAGUUGCCACAGAAACGAGAGACACGGUCGAGGAAAGGGAGUCAAUUAGUGUUGAGGAAUUGGCGAAACUCGUGAAAAUUUCAGUUAUUUUGGCGCAAGAGAGAUUACUCGCAGCUGAACGUGCGGGAUACGUUUGUCGCGACGAAUCAAUCGAAGGCUUAAGAUUUUAUCCUAAUUUAUUUCUCAAGAAUUCGAGUUAACUCAACUAUUUUAAUAAAAAAUAUUUAAACGAAAUUUUUUAAUUCUUU